AUGGUUACUCUGCACCACAUCAGUCCUUCAGCUCUAAUUACUAUGGCCACCAAAGAACAGACUUACACAACGUCACAACACCCCACCGACAUGCUCGGGGAACCAGUGGUGUACUCAAUCCCGGAAGUUCCGGUUACCAUCCAGCGGAAGCCGUUUCUGCAACCGGAGGAUGACCAGAAGCUGGCACACACGGGGACUCCGCGGGCCAACAUCGCCGCAACUUUUGAACAUCCCAAUGGUACCACAGAGAAUGACUGGGCUAAAAAGCAUCGCCAUCAAACUGUAAAAACAAUCAAAAAGAUUAUACUUGAAACUUUAGUUCUAAAGCUUACGCUAUCGAUCACAGGUCCUACAGCAACACUGCGACUUCUUCGACACCGCACCCAGGACAAAGAUGGUGUGAUAUGGCCCACGGACACAUUCUGGGGCUUUCACAAAUUGGGAUUCGGAAUAUUCCUAUCCCUCGUCGCCGUUUUCAUUAUUCACAGCAACUUCUCGUACCCCACACUGUCUGGUUACAUACCAGACCCCUUUUUUCGUAUUUACAUUCAGAACAUCCACAAGGACAAACAUGGCAGUGAUAGCAACACGUACGAUACCGAAGGGAGAUUCAACCCUCAAAAGUUUGAAGACAUGUUUGUUAAGUACGCCGCUGGUAAAGAUUACAUGACCAUAUGGGAUGUGCUUGCUCUACUCAAGGGCCAGAGGCUUAUUGCCGAUCCCAUUGGUUGGGGUGGAGCUUUCUUUGAGUGGCUGGCCACAUAUCUGAUGCUUUGGCCUCAUGACGGACGAAUGGCGAAGGAAGACAUUCGCGGAAUUUACGACGGCAGCAUAUUCUACAAGAUUGCUGCUCGUAGAGCAAAGAAAUGA
This is a messenger RNA of Colletotrichum truncatum, 870 nucleotides long. The record is from RefSeq and is a predicted model, not a curated record. Lineage: Eukaryota; Fungi; Ascomycota; Sordariomycetes; Glomerellales; Glomerellaceae.